Messenger RNA from Saccostrea cuccullata (small rock oyster), 1221 nucleotides. RefSeq lists its product as uncharacterized. The transcript has 2 exons. NCBI's taxonomy places the organism in Eukaryota, Metazoa, Mollusca, Bivalvia, Ostreida, Ostreidae. Bases 1 to 1221 code for a protein of 406 amino acids. The record is from RefSeq and is a predicted model, not a curated record.
AUGGAUCAUAUUCCCCGUCUAUCAGAGGUCAUGUAUGUUGGUCUGUGUCGUAAGAUAGGGGCACCGACAGAAGUGGCUAUCAGAAGGAACGUGUCGGACAUAAAAGAUAUGAUAGAGAAACCUGUUAAUAAUCAUAAUGGAUAUGCUGUAAUGGAAAGUGGUAGUAAUAGAGAGGGAUUUCGGCUGAGUUCAUCUGACAUUGAUAUAAUGUUAUGGUGUUGUAAUUAUAAAUUAAUCACUGACAUCUCCCAGUCUCGGUUUUAUAAUACAUCAAAGCAUAAUAUUGUGCUAAUGGAAGAUUCUGAUACACCGCCAGGAUUUGUCAGAUUACUCCUCCUGACACCACUGCCAUACAUAGGCAUGGUACCAUGUCUUGUUUUCUUUAAUGGCGGGGCUUAUUUAUCAAGUCUGCUGUGGAGAGAACACUAUUUUCAAUACAGGAUUAAGAGAGUUCCUAACCCCGAAAAUGUCAGAAUCCAUGGUCCUUGUAGUAGUACUUUCUAUGGACCUAUCGAAUUCGAUGUAGCUCACUGUUUAGCCACAUUUCCUUGGCCUAAACUAGUAAGAAGUUGGGUUGACAGAUGCCAGAGACACACCUGGCCGCCGGUAUCUGUGUUGGAAAAAAUCCUAAAAAGUGAAUGUCACUGUAUGCCUAUUGGUCAUGUUGGUAGUAAAGUUGAUGUGACUCCUAACGAACUGGAAUGGAGGUUAUCAUUUUCUCAAGCCGAGCAACAACUAGUGUGUACCAUGAAUCAUGCACAAUUUCUAUGUUACGGACUCCUGAAAAUAUUUCUGAAGGAAGUUAUCAAUUGUGGGGAGGAUAAAUUACUGUGUUCAUAUUACAUGAAAACCACAAUGUUCUGGAUGAUGCAAUUAGGACAAGUGAGAUGGUGCCCAAACAGCUUACUGGAUUGCUUUUGGAGUUGUUUUAAAUAUCUUCUUCAUUGUGUUUAUCGUGGGGUUUUCCCUAAUUUUUUUAUCGCACAGAACAACAUGUUCAUGAACAAAAUUGUUGAUGAUUCACGUGAAUCUCUUUUACAAAAGCUUUAUCAGUAUUACAGAAUGGGCGUGUCCUGUCUACUGUCGAGUCCAACUCUCAGAUCAAUCCUUGAACCAGCCCUAACUAGCUUUGUGUUAUAUCCUGCUGAGGGAGAAUUCAUAAAACAAGACGAUAUGACAAAGCAGUACGAUUCAGUAAUCUCACUAAACGAAAAUUGUUAG